UCUGAGCUCUCUAAGUAAGCUUAACUUGAGAAAAAUGAAAGUCAUUUCAACCAAGAAGUUUAUUCUGUUUGCUUUAGCUACAGUGGUCUUUCUCACAUCAAACAGCCUGUGCCUAAAUGAACCAAUGAAGUCCAGGCUGCAGAGCAGAGAAGACAGUGAUGAUAAAGAUUAUGAGAUUAAAGACAAUAUUUUGGAAGAAAAGCAGAGGAGUCUCAAUUUUGAGGAAAUGGAAGACUGGGGAUCAAAAGAUAUCAUCAAAAUGAACCCUUUUACAGCAAGCAAGAUGCCAAAUUCAGUUGCUAAUUUGCCUCUUAGAUUUGGAAGAAAUUAUCCAGAAGAAAGAAGCAUUAAACCAUUUGCUAAUUUGCCCCUGAGAUUUGGAAGAGCUUUUGGAGAGAACAUACCUAAUCAUGCUCCAAGGGUAUCACACAGGCUUGAGAGAUCUCCACUUGUUAAAGGUUCCAGUCAAUCACUUCUAAAUUUGCCACAGAGAUUUGGGAAGUCACUGGCUGUCAAUCUGCCUCGAGAUGUUCAGGAAUUCGAACCAGGGAUAUGAAUUCUAACAGUUACGUUAAUACUGGAAUGAAAUUAUGAAGACAGAAUGUGAAAGACUUGGAAAAGCUGCAAUGUGCUUUCAAAACUAAAGGUCAUCAAAAGGAAAUGUGUGAAUUGAAAUGCAAACCUGCCUUCAUGUAUGCAUAAUGUCUUUUUUUCUGUACAAAUCCUUGACAUAUAAGGCAAUAAUAAUUGUAGUGAUUGUUGUGGUAGUUUGCUUCCGUGGUGGUCUAGUAUAAAUUCUAUUUAUUUCUGUGCAACUUAUGUCCUAUUGGCUGUAAAACUGAAUUUCAGAACAAUAGCUGUAUAAUUUAAAGCAUUUAAAGCAGAAUUUUAAAAAGCAUGAAAUUAAUAAAGGUGCAUGGUUCAAAUAAAAAGAAGCCUAUAAUGUGAAUAAUAACAAUGAGAAGCAGAAUCAAAACUGCUGAUAGCCUUUGUGUCAUGAGCAGCUAAAAAAAACAAGUGUUGAG
Messenger RNA from Camarhynchus parvulus, 1025 nucleotides. It is a transcript of the gene NPVF, whose product is annotated as neuropeptide VF precursor. The coding region runs from base 35 to 556 and encodes 173 amino acids. Gene Ontology annotation, molecular function: signaling receptor binding. The transcript is spliced from 3 exons. NCBI's taxonomy places the organism in Eukaryota, Metazoa, Chordata, Aves, Passeriformes, Thraupidae. The record is from RefSeq and is a predicted model, not a curated record. Gene Ontology annotation, biological process: neuropeptide signaling pathway; negative regulation of gonadotropin secretion.